Messenger RNA from Menidia menidia (Atlantic silverside), 2256 nucleotides. NCBI's taxonomy places the organism in Eukaryota, Metazoa, Chordata, Actinopteri, Atheriniformes, Atherinopsidae. The record is from the annotation of a GenBank genome assembly.
AAGAACACCAGGCUCACUGACCACCCGAGUGUCCGAAAAACGACUGCUUUGGAAAGCUGACGAACAAAUUAGCACGCUUCGCAUUCGGUCUGGGUUUUCGCAAACAGUGGCGCAUCGUCCCAAACAUAGACGAUCUUCGCCACGGGGGAUGGUCUGGGUGUUGUAGGGGAGCUUCUCUCUCUGGUUCUGCAUCAUCACGGAGGCCAACAGGAGGCAAGCAGCCAUGGCACCUGGACAGAAGAACAGAGUGUUUGUCAUUGGUGUCGGCAUGACAAAGUUUGACAAGCCGGGAGCCAGAGACGAUUAUGACUACCCUGAUAUGGCCAAAGAAGCAGGUGUAAAUGCUCUAGAAGAUGCAGGAAUCCCAUAUUCAGCGAUUGAGCAAGCCUGUGUGGGAUAUGUCUAUGGGGACUCCACCUGUGGACAGAGGGCCAUUUACCACAGUCUGGGUCUGACCGGGAUCCCCAUCAUCAAUGUGAACAACAACUGCUCCACAGGCUCCACGGCCCUCUUCAUGGCCCGUCAGCUGAUCCAGGGAGGUGUUUCUGACUGUGUUCUUGCCCUUGGUUUUGAAAAGAUGGAGAGGGGCUCUUUGUCUUCCAAGUUCAUGGAUCGGACCAAUCCCAUGGACAAGCACAUGGAGGUGAUGAUCAACCGCUACGGGAUGGCGGCGGCGCCGGCGGCACCACAGAUGUUUGGCAACGCCGGCAGGGAGCACAUGGAGAAAUAUGGCACAAAACCAGAACACUUUGCCAAGAUUGCCUGGAAAAACCACAAGCAUUCGACCAAUAACCCGUACUCCCAGUUCCAGGAUGAAUACAGCUUAGAGCAGGUUAUGAAAUCCAGGAAGGUGUUUGACUACCUUACUCUCCUGCAAUGCUGCCCGACUUCAGAUGGCGCUGGAGCAGUAGUUUUGGCCAGCGAGGCCUUUGUCAGGAAGCACCAUCUGGAAAACCAGGCAGUAGAGAUUGUGGCUCAGGAGAUGGUCACAGACCUGGCUUCCACAUUUGAAGAAAACAGCUGCAUCAAGAUGGUCGGAUAUGACAUGUCUCGGACGGCGGCUAAAAAGUGCUUUGAGGCGGCGGGCCUGAAGCCAAGUGACGUCGACGUGGUGGAGCUGCACGACUGCUUCUCGGCCAAUGAGCUCAUCACUUAUGAGGCUUUGGGAUUGUGUGGGGAGGGUAAAGCCGGUGAGCUGAUUGACAGAGGGGACAACACGUACGGAGGCAAGUUUGUGGUUAACCCGAGUGGGGGUCUCAUCUCUAAAGGACAUCCUCUGGGAGCCACAGGUCUGGCUCAGUGCGCCGAGCUCUGCUGGCAGCUCCGAGGUCAGGCCGGGCGGAGGCAGGUUCCCGGGGCCAAAGUGGCCUUGCAGCACAACAUCGGCCUGGGAGGAGCCGUGGUUGUUGCACUCUACAAGAUGGGUUUCCCACAGGAGGCGAGGUCUGUCGUAGGUGCAGCGGUUAGCAGCUCCAGCAACGAGCUGGAAGGGUUUAAGGCUUACCCCGUCUUUAAAGAGAUUGAAAAACGUCUGCAGCAGAUUGGUGGAGUGUUUGCUUUUAAAGUGAAGGACGGCCCGAAUGGGAAAGAAACAACUUGGGUCGUCAAUGUGAAAAAUGGCAAAGGAUCUGUCAACACUAACACGGAUGAAAAGGCCGACUGCACCAUCUCCAUCGGCGAUGAGGAUCUACUGCAAGUGAUGACUGGAAAACUGAACCCCCAAACGGCGUUCUUCUCGGGAAAGCUCAAGAUCACCGGGAACAUGGGCUUGGCCAUGAAGCUGCAGGACCUCCAGGUUAAGCCGGACAAUGCCAAACUGUGAGGCUUUGUGCUCAGGUUCUGUUCAGCUCAAAGGCAAAUUGCCUAAAAGAACUAGACUUCUUCAAUUUAAUUGUCGUCUCAUUUAAUGGUUAAUAAAAUUCUUAAAUAACUGACACAGUCUGAAGUGAUAGUCGAGAGGGAUCCAUUCCCAGCUGAUACUUUUCAUCAUCCAAACACAAAGCUCAUUUCUGUGUGGUAUGACCUGAAUUUCAAAUGUUUGGCAAUGAGAUCCACAGCACAACCUGUUUUUAUUAAUCACGCAGUCAGGAGACUAAAUAUGCCUCUUAAUUUGUCCAUAGAAUUAAGCUGCCUCAGGUUUAUAGCUGUCUUGACCUUAAUCUUUUUUUUUUUUUUUUUGAUAAAUCAAUUUGCAAAGAAUCUGUAAAUUUUAGAGAUAAUUUAGUUUUCUUCAAUAAAUAAAUCUUUAACUACACA